AUGGCAAACGGGUCAGACGGCAACUCCUCCAGCUGGCCCCGCCUCACGCUCAACACCUCCAGUCAGUCCUCUGCCCAGCUGCUGGUGCUCACCGGCGUGACGGUGGCGCUGAGCGCCGUCACUGUGCUGGGGAACUCGCUGGUCCUACUCUCCGUUAAGGUCAACCGCCGCCUGCGUACCGUCAACAACUACUUCUUGCUGAGCUUGGCGACCGCCGAUCUGCUGGUGGGGGCGGUCUCCGUCAACGUGUACGCGCUUUACGCGGCGUGCGGCUCCUGGCCGCUGGGAGCCGCCCUCUGCGACCUCUGGCUGGUCGUGGACCACAGCGUGAGCGCCGCGGCCGUCUUGAACCUGCUGCUUAUCAGUUUGGACCGCUUCUUCUGCCUAACCCGGCCGCUCAGCUACCCGCUGAGGCGCACGGGCAAGACGGCCGCCCUGAUGAUCGCUCUGGCCUGGCUGCUGUCUUUCUCCCUAUGGACACCGGCCAUCCUGUGCUGGCAGGGGGCCGGGGCCGAGCGCCUGGUACCCGAAGCGGAAUGUUACCCGCGGUUGCUCGCGAGCCCUGUAAUCACUCUCGGGACCACCCUGCCCGCCUUCUUCCUGCCCGGCGUCGCCAUGGUGGGCCUGUACAGCCACGUAUCUGCCGCAAGCCGCCAGCGUCUGAGCGCGCGUCGCCGGCCGCCGAGGGAACAGGUCGGCACAUCUGCUUUUUCCCUCCGGGGCGAGGCUACCGGCGACCGCUCGUCCUCCGGCAGAUUCAAACUUGGAAGGAGCGGAGGGGCGUGUGCGAGUGCAGGCCCGUCGGAGUGGACCGCCCUCUCGCUGCGCCCGUCUCACAGUGCGAGCGACUACUCGGCUCGAACCCGACGGCACCGGGCGGCCUCGGCGGCGUUGUCUUCGGCCGCCUCCACCCGGCAUCGGGGCGCGGUCAGGGAGAGAAGGGUGACGCGCACCAUACUCACCAUUCUUCUCACUUUUAUCCUCACCCGGGCCCCGCACAACGCCAUGGCGCUGGUGGCCGCUUUCUGUCAUGUACGUAUCCCGGACGUCCUGUGGCAGGCGGGUCUCUGGCUGGUUUACGUCAACAGCGCUGUGGACCCCGCCUGCUAUGCUCUGUGCAGCCCCACAUUCAGGAGCACCUUUCGCCGCCUACUGCGAUGUCGCUGCCCUGACCCGCCCGUCUGA
This is a messenger RNA of Syngnathus typhle (broad-nosed pipefish), 1185 nucleotides long. RefSeq names its product muscarinic acetylcholine receptor M4-like. The coding region runs from base 1 to 1185 and encodes 394 amino acids. Gene Ontology annotation, biological process: adenylate cyclase-inhibiting G protein-coupled acetylcholine receptor signaling pathway; G protein-coupled receptor signaling pathway, coupled to cyclic nucleotide second messenger; chemical synaptic transmission. The record is from RefSeq and is a predicted model, not a curated record. Gene Ontology annotation, cellular component: plasma membrane; synapse; dendrite. The transcript has a single exon. NCBI's taxonomy places the organism in Eukaryota, Metazoa, Chordata, Actinopteri, Syngnathiformes, Syngnathidae. Gene Ontology annotation, molecular function: G protein-coupled acetylcholine receptor activity; G protein-coupled serotonin receptor activity.